AUGGAAGGAGGAGAAUCUCUGAUGAAGGAUCUUAGGGAACCAGCGGAAGAUGACAGGUCGACUAAGAAGGCUAAGUUCAGAGAGGGGGAAGGCGAAGGCGAGUUUGUUCCACCGGCUGUCAUGUCUUUCCGCGACAAACUUGUGCAAUCUGAUAAGGAACGUGAGGAGGCACUCGCAGGGUUUACUGACGAUUUUGCAGUCGAAGAUGAAGAUGUCUCUAUUAUUAGAGAUAAGGGAAUGCCAACUAUCUCCUUCUCCGGGAGGGUCAUAGAAGAAUUGUCAAAACAAUGGCGUUUGACAGUGGUAGUUAAGUUACUUGGUAGGCCGAUUGGCUACCGUAAUCUUUGUAACAGACUUGAUUCGUUGUGGAACUUUGUUGAUUCUUUUGAUGUCAUUGAUCUUGAUAAUGAUUAUUUCCUCGUCAAGUUCAGGAAUGAUUAUGAUUUAAAAUCAGUGAUUACUGGAGGUCCGUGGGUUAUGCUUGGCCAUUAUCUGUCAGUCCAAGAAUGGUGUCCAAGUUUUGAUUGUUCGAAUGAUCAAAUUAGAUUUAUCAAUGCUUGGAUCAGGCUGCCUCGUAUGCCAAUCCAUUAUUACAAUAAGAAAGUCCUUAGAUACAUUGGGUCGGUAGUGGGGCGAGUUGUGAAGAUCGACUACUGCACUGAGGCAGCUGAGAGAGGCAAGUUUGCUCGUAUUGCCGUGGAACUAGAUCUUAAAAAACCUUUGGUGUCUCAAUUUUGUCUGGAUGGUAACGUUCAAUUUGUUGAAUAUGAGUGUCUCCCCCGUAUAUGUUUUGAUUGCGGCAGAUUUGGCCAUGUGAAAGAUGACUGUCCGCAUAAAAUCAGCAAUGCUAUGGCAAAUGAAUCUAGGACAGGAGGAACUAGUAUUCCGGCCGAUGCAGGGAAGGAGAAGGUGAAUUCCGGGGAGGAAGUUAUAAAUGGUAACCCUAGUUUCGGUCCUUGGAUGAUGGUGGGUAGAAAAGGUAAGAUGAGUGGGAAUAGUGGCUAUCCUCGAAAAAAUCAUAAUAUUAUUCCGAAUAAGGAAAACAAGAACCCUAAGAACAGAUUUGAUGCACUGAUUUCGGAAGAAAUUGAAGAGGAAAAGGUGGAGGAUUUAAUGCCUAACUUGGUGGAGGAGAAUCCCAUUCCUCACAGAUCUAAGGCGAAGAAUAAGGCAACCAAUAUAAGACCCACGCUGUUGAAGGAUUCUCAUGCAGAAAAAGUCGUUUCUACCCCUGCUUCAUCUAGUGAUGGUAAUCCUAGAAAAGCCCUUACCGAUAUGUCCAACAUGGCUGCCCAUAAUGCCAAUAAGAAAUUCAUUGUUACUAAAGCCCACACCUCUCUUGAUACGAAAAAUCAUACUGCUGUUAACGUUAUGUUUGAUGCGAGCCAGAUUAACUCCACAACUCCUAAGCACGAUACCUCCAAUACUCAGAAUCCAGAUUCUAUGGUCUCACACAUGAACUUGGAUCCUGAUCCUCCGGAUUCCAAUCAAAGGAAAGAAGACACCAUUCUGCAUUCUGAUAUAGGAGUUAUUGAUCCUGUUUCCCCGAUGGAUGCGAUGCAUGUGGAUUGUCCUGAGUUAAUAGAGGAUGGUUCCACUAUGGAUAUUACCAUGCAUGGAGUUGAAUCUCCUAAUGAGUAA
Mercurialis annua (annual mercury) is the source of this 1641-nucleotide messenger RNA. RefSeq lists its product as uncharacterized. NCBI's taxonomy places the organism in Eukaryota, Viridiplantae, Streptophyta, Magnoliopsida, Malpighiales, Euphorbiaceae. The record is from RefSeq and is a predicted model, not a curated record. The transcript has a single exon. Gene Ontology annotation, molecular function: zinc ion binding; nucleic acid binding. Bases 1 to 1641 code for a protein of 546 amino acids.